Molecule: messenger RNA, 360 nt
Organism: Pseudozyma hubeiensis SY62
Lineage: Eukaryota; Fungi; Basidiomycota; Ustilaginomycetes; Ustilaginales; Ustilaginaceae
Exons: 2
Coding region: 1-360 (119 amino acids)
Source: RefSeq, a predicted model, not a curated record
AUGCAGGCACGAAACUCGAAGACUGCAAUUCGCAUUUUCUUGGCUGCCAAGAAGCGCCGAACGGCACAGCCGACCGACGUGCAUUUGAUUCUCGAAGAUCGCCAUUCUGCCAUGAACAUUCUUUGCACCUCGUUCAGCGUGGUCGCCGCAGCAACAAAUGCAUCUCACUACACUACUGGAAUAAACAGCAAAGACGCGGUAGAGUUGUCGGACGCAUCCUUGGCAAUGCACUGCUGUACCAAGUUGCCGCAACCAUGCCGCGUCUUGCAGAAUCCAAGAGAGUACAAGAGACAAACUCACACAAGCGACAGCGUUCGACAGCCAGCUUACCAGAUCCGCAGUGAUCGUCGUCGAGCAUAG